Microcebus murinus (gray mouse lemur) is the source of this 3461-nucleotide messenger RNA. The record is from RefSeq and is a predicted model, not a curated record. NCBI's taxonomy places the organism in Eukaryota, Metazoa, Chordata, Mammalia, Primates, Cheirogaleidae.
CCCGCACCCGGCGGCCGGGCGAGUAGCGGCGGCGGCCGCGGCGGAAUAUGGGCGGGAACCACUCCCACAAGCUCGGCGCGUUUGACGAGAACCAGGAAGUCAACUUUGACCAUUUCCAGAUUCUGCGGGCCAUUGGCAAGGGGAGUUUUGGAAAGGUGUGCAUUGUGCAGAAGCGAGACACGAAGAAGAUGUACGCAAUGAAGUACAUGAACAAGCAGAAGUGCAUCGAGAGGGACGAAGUUCGGAAUGUCUUCAGGGAACUGCAGAUCAUGCAGGGGCUGGAGCACCCCUUCCUGGUCAAUCUGUGGUACUCCUUCCAGGACGAGGAGGACAUGUUCAUGGUGGUGGACCUGCUCCUUGGGGGGGACCUACGCUACCACCUGCAGCAGAACGUGCAGUUCACAGAGGGCGCUGUGAAGCUCUACAUCUGCGAGCUGGCCCUGGCCCUGGAGUAUCUGCAGGGGAACCACAUCAUCCACAGAGACAUCAAACCAGACAACAUCCUGCUGGACGAGCACGGACACGCUCACGUGACGGACUUCAACGUGGCGGCGGUGGUGACGGGAGCAGAGCGGGCGUCCUCCUUGGCGGGCACCAAGCCCUACAUGGCCCCAGAAGUGUUCCAGGUGUACGUGGACGGAGGCCCCGGGUACUCCUACCCCGUCGACUGGUGGUCCCUGGGCGUCACGGCCUACGAGCUCCUGCGGGGCUGGAGGCCGUAUGAAAUCCACUCAGCCACGCCCAUCGGUGAGAUCCUCAACACGUUCAAGGCAGAGCGGGUCCACUACUCGUCCACGUGGUGCAGGGGGACGGUGGCCCUGCUGAAAAAGCUCCUGACCAAGGACCCUGAGAGCCGCCUGUCCAGCCUCCGAGACAUACAGAGUGUGCCCUACUUGGCCGACAUGAACUGGGACGCGGUGUUUGAGAAGACGCUGAUACCCGGCUUUGUGCCCAGUAAAGGGAGAUUGAAUUGUGAUCCCACAUUUGAACUUGAAGAAAUGAUUCUAGAAUCCAGGCCACUUCACAAAAAGAAGAAGAGGCUGGCAAAGAACAGGUCCAAGGAUGGCACGAAGGACAGCUGUCCUCUGAAUGGACACCUGCAGCAGUGUUUGGAGACUGUACAGAAAGAAUUCAUCGUAUUCAACAGAGAGAAACUCCGGAGGCAGCAGGGGCAGGGCGGCCCGCUCGCGGACACAGAAGGCCGAGCGGGCGGCCAGGCCCAGGGCAAGCUCCAGGAUGGGCACAACAACAACAUCCUUGGCCACACCUGCUCCCGAGGCUGCAGCAGCUAAGCCCCUACGUGCGGCGGCCCAGCGGACUGCACACGGCCCUGCCCUGCCUGCCCAGAGCUCCUCUCUGUGCCCAACUGUCCCUGUGUCACCCCUGAAAACAUCAGCUCCAGAAAGAGCCUUGGACUCAGAGCUGGGAAGCCUGGGUUCUGGUCCCAGCUCCCUGACUGAUUCAAUGUGUGACCUCAGACAAACCCCGCCCUCCCUGUGCCUCAGUUUUCUGCAUCUGCCAAAGGGGUUAAACAUCUCUGCCCCACCUCAAAUCACAAGAGGAUUGUGAGAAUCCAAUUAGGUAGCAGACAUGCAAAACCUUUGAUAUUUAUAACAUUAUUUAUACAUGCAGAAUACAACCUUAAUGUUUGAAGUGCAUUCCCAUCCUCCAAAGCAAUUAGACCAUCAUGAUUUUGCAGUUUGGGUCGUCCUUGAUUGUUAGAGGGUACUUUUGGAAACUGCAGCCCCAAGGGUGAAAUACAUGUCUGAUAUGUUUGCCCCUCCUGUGAGAAUACCACCUGGAGAAAUCCUGGAGCAAAACCUGAAGUGUCUCGAUUUGCAUUCUCUACUAGACUACAGUCUUUCUGGGCUCCUUAGGCUGUGCAGUGUGCAGACCAGCCUGGUCCCUAAGGGCUCAGUGCUGGGGGCUCACUCCUCCCCUUGUUCCCAGAAGACUGUCCCCACCCCCACCCACCUCCAGUGGUUCAGACGGACACACAGGGCCCGUUCAGAUGGGACACUGAUCGUCGGUGACUCCUACAGAGUGUCGUCAGAGCUCCCCCAAAGCCCCUCGCCGCAGCAGAGCCCUCCCCGUGGACCAGCCUGCCAGGGUUUCUCUCGGGAAGGCGAAGCCAGCUUGCUAGUGUCACCUUACAGAGGGUGCCCAACCAGCAUUGAUGGGGUGUCUCCUUAUUAGAAAUUAGGAAGCAUGGGUGCUUAGAAAGUUUGUUCCAGGAGGAAACUGGACUCACAGAAAAAGCAAACAAACUAGUCUCUGAUGUGUUCAGGGAGCAGCUUGCCUUUGCGCUGGGGGACCUGCGGCACAGCGGGCGAGCUGAAAUGCUGGAAGCCGCUUGCGUUCAGAGCCCAGCCCUGCCGGGCACCAGUCAGAAGACCUCAGCAAGGCACACGUCCCUGCGAGUGACACUUUCCUCAACUUUUGUUUUCAGAUGGGAAUAGUAAAACCAACCUUGCAGGGCUGUUUAGGGUUAGGUAAGAUCCUGCAUGCAGCGCACCCGGUGCGCUGGGCGCUCUUCAGAUGGCAGCCUGCUUUGUCUGCAGUACCGUCCUCAGGAUUUGGCGAUACGUUGUUAUUUCUGUCACUUGGCAGGUCCCUUUUCUGUGGCAACAAACUCACAUUUGGGAUUCUUUUAACUUUUCUUCCUGGAGUCUUUGAUGUCUGUGUAUCCUGUUGAAGUUCAAUUGUGUUUUUAUUUUUUCAUCCAACUACCAUUUUUCACCUUUUACUUGAUAAAUCAUCAAUCCUUGGGCUGUCAGUGUCAUCCGUUGUUUCUUAAAAGACAUUUUAAUGUAUAAUGAGGUGUGAUAUUUUUAUUUUAAAAAUAAAAUAGUCAUUGUUUUCCUCCUUUAAACUGAGGCUAUUUCUAGAUUGUGUUACCGCCGAAGUCCACGGCGUGGCACACUUUCUAGUCUUCAGCCUCCCAGCAGCACCGUCUCGUGCCGCCUCCAGGAAGCGCGGGCCGCUCUCUCCUCACUGUGACCUGGCGGCUCCUGAGAUGUCUCACUGGGCCGAGUUCAUGGAUUAGGGGCAGGAGCUGCAAACAGCCCCAGAAACACGGGAUAUUUGGGCUCUGUUCAAGUCGGCGUUCCUUGUUCAGAAUAAACUGUUCCUUGGACACUAAUUCUUACGACUUUUCUUAAUUCAGGGUUGGGUGGGAUGGCCACGCUCCUCCUGGAGUGAAGAGGCCCACGUGUCAUCAGAAACACAGAGCUUGGAGAGCUGGCGUGGACGCCGGGUCAGCAAUGGGGCCGCCCUGCCCACAGAUGCAAUCAAACUCAGCUGGGCAAUUCAAGGCUCUGCCCAACCGGAUCACGCUUUACAUUAUUAUUAUCUUCAUAUACUUACAAGGGGACAAUCCAGUCACUAGGGAAAAAUACAGAAAAUUAUCUACCUAGAGAAAAUUUUUAAUCUUUAAAAUUUCCUCAAAUUACUGCUUAAAC